This is a messenger RNA of Cimex lectularius (bed bug), 959 nucleotides long. RefSeq lists its product as uncharacterized. The coding region runs from base 37 to 792 and encodes 251 amino acids. The record is from RefSeq and is a predicted model, not a curated record. Lineage: Eukaryota; Metazoa; Arthropoda; Insecta; Hemiptera; Cimicidae. The transcript is spliced from 3 exons.
GGAGGGUUGGCCAUCAGUCGUUCACAAGUCCGAGUCAUGUACACAUUCAGCCUGUUCGUUCUUCUUCCCGCACUUGCGAUCGGUGCCGUCCUCGACAACCGGGUCGAAGACGCUGGUGAUUGUAGUUCGAGGGAAGAUGUCGUGAGUUGUUUGGGAGUGAGGGCCAUCGCGGCCAUGGACAGGGCGUCCAGGAUGGCCGACAUCCAGCUCGCCUCCGGGAUCACCCUUGUAAAGGAAAACGACUUCAGAGCAGGAAGGGCUCUUCUGACACCGCAGCAACUCGAGGAAUCACUUCCGGCCAACGCUGAAGAGAGGAGCUCCAAACUUAUCGACUUGGCUUACGACUCGGCGCUGAGAUUUUUGCAAUCGCACUCCCUCCAGUUGAGGAUGCCCCAAGACGCUCCAGAAUCGUUCCAACGCGCUCUUGAUGAAGGACGUGCCAAACUCAAGAAGAAGGUCCUUCCGUUACUUAUGCUCGUCGGUGCCAAAUUGGUCACUCUUCUGCCCCUCGCCCUCGGAGCCGUCGGCCUCAUGGCUCUUAAAGCACUUUUCGUUGGAAAACUCGCUUUCGUUCUAGCGGCCGUUCUAGCAUUCCAGAAAUUCUUCGCAUCUGGCAGCAGUGGCGGUGGGCUCAGCAGUUUCGGAAAGGUCCAACCCGACUGGAACUCCGGUUCUUCAGGCUGGUCCUCGUCCUACGGAGGCGGCACUGGACCCUACAGAAGAAGCAUGGAACAUGCUCACGACCUAGCCUACUCCGCUCAAAUUCCGGCUGUCGAGUCAAACAGCCAAUAGGCCCCAAAAAUUGCCAAAUUCCAAGAAAACAACUAAUUUAUUUUUUUCUACCUAAUUUAUUCUCGUCUGAAAUGACGCCUGUGUAAACUCUAAGAGUUGUUGAAUAGUGUGAAAAACAUUACGCGACUGUACUAUUUAUUCGAUAAUAAAAUAUUACCAUUGUUUUA